CACAGGCGGCAUUUAUAAACAACAAAGCAACAUAAGCUCAGCCGGCCGUGCUGAAAUUUCCGAUAAAUUAAAUAAAUAACUUGAAAGCAACAACUUAUUUUGAUAAUUGAAUAAAAUUUAUAACUGUGCGAGUACUUAUAAAUCAAUAUAAUCACAGAUAUGGCAGAUCCACGCAUAAGGCAGUUAGUUAUAAAAACGGGUGUUGUCAAGCGCCUGGCAAAGGAGAAGACCGUUUACGAGAAGGAAGUUAAGACAGAGUUUGUUCGUCUCGAGAAAUUCAAAACCGACGGCGCUGACGAACAUGUAAUACGCAAACAGGAAGAGGUGAUACAGGAAUGCCAGAUGAUGAUACCAGACUCAAAGCGAAGACUGCAAAAGGAGUUCGAAGUGUUGCAAAAAUAUUUGCAGGAUGAGCAGGAUCUCAAAGAAACCGAAGCAUACACAAAGGCAGCCGAGAUGCUAAGCGAAGCAGAAGCUGUUCUGAAAUCAUAGGACAACAGCUGGUACAAUG
Molecule: messenger RNA, 511 nt
Organism: Drosophila hydei
Lineage: Eukaryota; Metazoa; Arthropoda; Insecta; Diptera; Drosophilidae
Gene: Tbca
Product: tubulin-specific chaperone A
Exons: 2
Coding region: 160-492 (110 amino acids)
Biological process (GO): post-chaperonin tubulin folding pathway; tubulin complex assembly
Cellular component (GO): cytosol; microtubule cytoskeleton
Molecular function (GO): beta-tubulin binding
Source: RefSeq, a predicted model, not a curated record